AUGAUGCGUCAGUCGUCCAGUGAAGGCAGCCAACCGCCGCCUGAUUCGCAGAACCCAGACUUCUUGGGAAAUGGACGACACAAGCAAGGUUCGCCGCCACUGGCGCCUCGACAUGACAACGCGCAACACAGGGGGACGGCAGGCAGCGACUCUGGGGCUCAUCACGGAUCACAACAGCAAAAACCGUCGUUGCCAUUGGCGGGAGACUCCAAGCACUCCCACCGGCACAGUUCAAGUUCGGCCAGCCAUGUCAAGAGACCACUUCAUGACUUCCACCGACCAGUAUAUAAGAAACAGAGGUCCCAGAAAUCGCCAUCGGAAUCUGCCGCGUCCGACGUUGGUGUUUUCUCCCCUGUUGCCUCUCCAGCCUCAUCCCCACCAAACACCGACACUCUGCUUUCGGCAUCCUAUCCUACCAUUGACUCAGCCGCAUCGACUCCCGCGUCUACCUCCUCUGGACCGCCUGCGGCCUACGCACCGUCUGCAGCGUCUACCGUUGUUCCCGCAGAAUCGGCACAUCCUAGGCACCCGGAGAUGCAGACGCCAGAAGGGCCAUUCAAGCCGCAACAGCCACCACCACACGACCUUGCAGGCGGCAACCCUGCCCUCCUCACACCAGCUCCACCAACUAACACCAUCCAUCCGGAGCAUGGCCAGGAGCAAGGCAUUGUCGAGAACAAGAACCUCGGCCUGCACCACCAGCAACUACACCACCCGCCCAGCCAGCCUGGGCACAGCACCGCAACUACUGUUAUUGGUCCCCAUGGAUCAAACCAUGCUUUCUCGCCAGCCAGCCACAACUAUGAGCCAGGCCACAUCCCACAGACGUCUUCUGUCAACUCCUCUUCAACGUUUAUACCGAUUAAUAACGCAACGACACAAUCUCAACAAACCGAAUCUCCCACAACCUUAAAUAAUUCAGAAAGCCAAAACCAUGCAACCCCGCAUCCCCCCCAGCAAACCGCUGUUUCUUCACAAACAUCAUCCGCUGCACCGCCCGCUCAAUCUCCGCAAAAGGCCGCACAACCUACCAUCAAUCCAAAAUACCAUCCGAACGUCUCGAGCCGUGGAAGUGCGCCUGGUGGACCCGGUUGGGCAAGGGAACCAAGGGGUGGUGGCGCCGGCAUACUUGCUGCGCCAUCCCCGAACAAGCCCUUUGGGGCACCUGCUGCCCGUCCACCACAGCCACAUCAGCGAGCUGGCUCGUUAUCCUCCAACCCCCCGCAUCCACAGCAUGGCAGCAAGGCGGCGCCACAAUCGAGAUAUCCAAAUAUAGAGUUACAACCAAAGACACGGCCCAUUACGCUCACGCAACUGGUCAACGAAGUGAAGGGGAUUUAUGUCGGGCUUGCCAUGGUUGAGUCCAAGUGCAUUGAGAUCGAUAGCGAGUCCAGCGCCAUAGAUCUUCAAGUCAAACUGGAUGAUGGCCAGUGGCAGGCUCUAUUGAAUUUGCACAGGACGCUCUUGCACGAGCAUCAUGACUUUAUGCUUGCAUCUCAGCACCCCUCGGCCUCGCCUGCACUCCGCCGUGUUGCUCAAAAGUACGCGAUCCCAGCCCGUAUGUGGCGUCAUGGUAUCCACAGCUUCCUCGAAUUACUACGCCACCGUCUUCCUGAAUCUCGCGAGCACAUGAUUACGUUUAUUUAUAUGGCAUACUCGAUCAUUGCGCUCUUGUAUGAGACGGUCCGCACGUUCGAGGAUACCUGGGUCGAGUGUCUAGGCGAUUUGUCGCGUUAUAGGAUGGCAAUCGAGGACGAUAACCAGCGGGUGCGUGACACCUGGACGAACGUGUCGCGGCGUUGGUACACUCUGGCUUCGGACCGUGCUCCAGCGACUGGCAGACUCCACCAUCACCUUGCCAUUUUGGCGAGACCGUAUGUUGUGACGCAGCUCUACUUUUAUGUCAAAAGUCUCUGUACACCUAUCCCCUUCACCUCUACCCGCGAGUCGAUUAUGACACUCUUGGACCCCGUCUUAAACAACGCCACCCAACAUGUCCCGCCUAUUGAGCUGGCGUUUAUCAAGGCCCAUGCGAUUUUAUUUAAAAAUGGUAUGAAGACGACGCCUGACUUCCGGCCCACUGUCGGUGACUUUGUCGCCGGACUUGAUGAUCAUAUUGCGUUAUCGUCUCGGGCCUGGGUCGAAACCGGCGUGUAUAUGGCCAUUGUGAACAGUUGCUCGUUGCUUUCUUACGGCGGAGACGACAAUGUUCUCAUGCGUAUUUUACACGAUGACAUGUAUCGCAGUGCCAUGGCAGGUGCUCCAACAGACGCCCCAGUCGAUGUACCGAUGGGCAAUGUACAGCAACCCGAGAAAAGUAUUGAUGAGCGAAUGGCUGUUGAUCCUGAGAUCGUGCAGGCUCUCGAGCCAGCCCAGAAUCUUGUGGCUGACAUUGACCGCGUUGUUUUGGCCCGCGUUGGUGAUGCGAACUGCCACGGCUACAUCCACGCGCGCCUUGUGUGGAUGCUAUGCUUCGCGCGCGUCCCUGAGGGCAUGGCGUACCUCGAAAAGACAUUCCCUUGGGAGCCGCUUGUAGUGACUCUCAAUAAUAUGCUCCUGACCAGUCCGCGGUACGACAGGAUCGAGCGGGAAGUGUUUAUGGAGCCACAAGUCGAUCGCAAAGCCGAGGAGGAGAGGCGGAUUCAGGAGAUUCAAUUCAAGCAACAGCAACAGCAGCAAGCCGCCGCGGCAAACGGCGACAACAGCCCCUUUGUCCCAACCGAGCCUGUCAACACCAACGUCACGUUUGAGCCCCCGCCGCCAGUCCGCAGUGAUGCUGACAAGCCGCUGCCUGACGACUGGUACCUGCGUGGUCUGUUGUGGUCCGAAUACAACUACCCGCAAGGCUGGUUCGCGAACAUGGAUUCCGCUGAUGAGGACGAGCGGCUGAUGGAGUCGUCCUCAACGCGCCUGACCCGAAAGGAGCGCGUUCUGUGGAUGGCCUGCCAGCUCGCAACGUUCAAUAGGUGGAUUUCGUACGACGCGACGGCUCACAAAUUUUCCGUGAUGGACGAGUUUCGCGAUCCACUCGAGGAUGAACCGGCCCAAGACGAUCUGGAUUUGGACACGGCCUCUCCGGUGGCGGGUGAUGCUAGCAUGGAGGAUGACGUGGAAACCGAUGCGCCCAAGGACAAGGGAAAAGGCAAGGUUCUGCCAGGGACUGUUCUUGAGGAUGAUGACAAUAGUGAUACGGCCGACUUUGACAACGACAAUGACGUUACGGACGACGUGAAUUUCUCGGACAUGGAAGGUAUGGCACGGGCCAAAGUGACACGCUUCGGCGAAGAACCCGACGACCCACCCUAA
Molecule: messenger RNA, 3306 nt
Organism: Sporothrix schenckii 1099-18
Lineage: Eukaryota; Fungi; Ascomycota; Sordariomycetes; Ophiostomatales; Ophiostomataceae
Exons: 2
Coding region: 1-3306 (1101 amino acids)
Biological process (GO): nuclear-transcribed mRNA catabolic process, nonsense-mediated decay
Cellular component (GO): telomerase holoenzyme complex
Molecular function (GO): protein binding; telomeric repeat DNA binding; telomerase RNA binding
Source: RefSeq, a predicted model, not a curated record